AUAUUAUUCAAGCAUAUAAUAUCAGAACUUACACUUGUUAACAAUGUUAAUAAUAUAACAUUGACAGUGAACUGAGUAUUAAGAUAUGUGUUAUGAUCCUGAUGUUUUUUGUGUGUUUUUUUUUCUGUGUAUCCUAUGUGUUUGCUUUUAAACUGUAGAUUUUCGCAAGGACACAGGUUACGGCAAGUGGACAUGCUACAGGAAGGCAUCACUGGAAGCUCUUCUACACUGACUAAACUUAGUCAUCGUCUGCGUGGAGUCUGCAAAUCUGCAAUUAAAAGAAUGAAGAGAAGAGGUGACCUGAAAAUUGGAAAAAGACACGAAAUUGUUUUUAUUGAUGAGAGCAAAUUUGGCCACAAAAGAAAGUACAACCGAGGAAGACAGAGCAACAGGGCAUCAUGGGUGUUUGGAAUGCUUGGGGUCAAAGAGGAGUUCAGAAGACCCAUUUUGAAAGUUGUCAAUCAGCGUUCAGCUCAACACCUCAUGCCAAUUCUCCAGAAGCAUGUGAGACAAGGAAGCACUGUUGUGUCAGAUGGGUGGAGAGCCUAUAACUGUCUCAGAAAUGCUGGAUAUAACCAUCUAACUGUGAACCAUAAGGAGGUUUUUGUUGAUCCUCAGACAGGUGCUCACACACAGAACAUUGAGAGAUUUUGGGGAGUUUGCAAGGCAACAGUGUGGAGAUUGAGGGGUAACCGCACAGAAAGCAGGCUCAAAGACCACUUAAAAGUAAUUGAGUGGACUUACUGGCGUGGUGACAUACAUAAAAAUGGCACCCUGGGAAUGAUUUUGCAUGACAUUAGAAGGAAGUAUCCUGUGUGAAAAGAUGUAGAUGUUCAGUUUAUUCUGUGACCAUCAUCAUCUUUUGUGUUAAAAACAAAUUUGUCAAUAAACUGUUUGGCAAUUGAUUGUAAUAAUUCAAGAUGUGUCUCAUCUGUAGGUUGUUCUCUUGAACUAUAAAAACAAUAAACACUGAG
Messenger RNA from Megalobrama amblycephala (Wuchang bream), 974 nucleotides. RefSeq lists its product as uncharacterized. The coding region runs from base 136 to 819 and encodes 227 amino acids. The record is from RefSeq and is a predicted model, not a curated record. Lineage: Eukaryota; Metazoa; Chordata; Actinopteri; Cypriniformes; Xenocyprididae. The transcript has 2 exons.